UCACGGUCGGCGAGGACGCGGGGGUGUUCCGGAAAUCUUCUCUCGUACAGCAGCCGUGCCCCAGCGCAGCAGCGUUCUGACGGCCUGCCUCCACUCGUUGAUGCUCUCCUCGCUCCCCCUACCGGAAGCUGUUGCUGCUGCUGCUGCUGUUGUGUUGGUGGCGGUGGUGGGUGUUGUGCGUCGAGCGGCGGCGAGGCGGAGGCAGGACGCCCACGCCCAGGACCCUGGCGGCGUGCGCGUGGGCGUCGGCGAUUCGAGGGCGCCGAGCGUCUGCAGGGCCAUCUCCAGCGCUGGGCUGCAGGUCCCGUCUUCGUCAUUGUCGACAUCUGCCGGCCGGACCUUCCGACAGAUGCACUCGAUUGCGUGGAUGUUGGGGCUGUGUGGGUUUUCGUCCACCAUACUGGCGGCUUCCUCCCCCGUCGAGCACACUGCAAUUCGAGGAUUGUCGUGCCCCACGGCAGUCGCUAGCAGCAGCGGCUGGAGGCCGUCUUGGUUGGGCUGGGUGAGGAUGGACGCGUCAAUGGCCGUGAGGAUCUCGAUGUACUCGAACACGGAUCUUCGCGAGAAUUGGGCGGUUUCGACGAGGUGGUGGACGGCGCUGUUGCCGACCUCUGACGGCCCGCCCUCGUAGAAGCUCAGCGGGUCGAGCUCGUAGCUGGAGUCCUGCUCCUGAGAGAGUGGACAAUGACACACAGCCUCCUGCAUGUGCCUCCUUUGCCCUGCCCCUCACUCAACUCACCGAAGGAGGUCUUGACUCCGGCACCCGCUCGCUGGCCAGCGUCGAGUCGCGCUGCAGCAGGCGCCGAUACACCUCGAGCAGGGCCCUCUCAUAUUGGGGCGUCGGCGUCGCGCCGUUCCACAAUCGGGGCGGGAAGAUGAUGCACAGGCCGCGCACGCGCACGCCAUGCCGCAGCAGCACCUCCAGUGCCGUCAGGUUCGCGUUGGCCACGGCCUCGCGGAUGGGCCUCGUGUUCAUGCCCGCCUCGUAUGGGAAGCCGCCCUCGCACCGAAACCACGAGCAGUCCAGGUCGGCCCCUCCGGCGAUGAGGGCCUCGAGGAUCUCCCGCUGCCUCUGCCGGCUCUCCCAGGUGGGCAGCGACAGGCGAGACCGCGGCGGCUGGCCGUCAGCAGACAUCGAUUCGAAAUCCACCGCCGCACAGCCGGUCUGGUCGUCGAUUGCGAUCGAGAGCAGGUCGUAGCUCAGCGGUUCAUGCUCACGAACGGGUGGCUGAAAGCGAAUCUCUGCGUUGGGGUCGGCUCCCUCGCGGAGAAAUGCUGUGACCCAGGAGGGAGUGGCGAUGCGGCGUUCAAUGGUGUACGAGAGAGUGCGGGUGGCCGAGCUACAGUUCGGCGAGUACAGCUGCCUGCGGAGGUUCUGGAUGAUCUCGUGCUGCCGGUGAGGGGGAGAGGGUGGCGCUUGAGAGGGUGACGAUGCAUCAGCAGCCGGACUGCUGGCUAGACUGCUGGCGCUCGACGGAGAUGCCAUUCACUCACUCAGUCACUCACUCACGAUGGAUGGCCUCUCGACGUGCGUACGUGGCCUGCAGCGUACACACACAUGUUGUGUGACCAGAUAUAUGCCGCGUGCACGAUGAGAGAGAACCGUGCAUGUCAAUUUGUGUUGGUCUACCUUACAGAAGAGUGUGGCAGCUCCGCGUGUAGACAGCUGGGUGGCGGCUUUGGCGGGAGUGGUCGUCCUGGG
Messenger RNA from Vitrella brassicaformis, 1702 nucleotides. NCBI's taxonomy places the organism in Eukaryota, Vitrellaceae. The record is from the annotation of a GenBank genome assembly.